Messenger RNA from Marmota monax (woodchuck), 4746 nucleotides. It is a transcript of the gene Tecpr1, whose product is annotated as tectonin beta-propeller repeat containing 1. Gene Ontology annotation, cellular component: membrane. Lineage: Eukaryota; Metazoa; Chordata; Mammalia; Rodentia; Sciuridae. The transcript is spliced from 22 exons. The record is from RefSeq and is a predicted model, not a curated record. Bases 212 to 3430 code for a protein of 1072 amino acids.
ACCCCUAAACCUGCUCCAGGCUGCGCGCAGCAGCCAAUAGCGCGCUCCUAGGCCGGUGCGUCAUGGCGAGAUUGGCCAAUGAGUGCGGGCCUGGCCGCCGCUUCCGGCCCGCCCUCUCGCCUGCGGCCUGGGCAGCUCCGACCCGCUAGCCCAGCCGCGGAGCAUCCACUGCAACCCCCCCUGGCCGGGCGCCGGCCCAGCCGCCGACACCAUGCCCACUUCAGUGCUGUGGGCGGUGGACCUCUUUGGGAGAGUAUACACUCUGUCCACGGCCGGCCAGUACUGGGAACUGUGCAAGGAUGCCCAGCUGGAGUUCAAGCGGGUCAGCGCAGCCACGCAGUGUUGCUGGGGCAUUGCGUGCGACAACCAGGUCUACUUGUACAUGUGCGCCAACGAUGUCCCCAUCCGCCGCCGAGAGGAGGCCUAUGAAAAUCAGCGUUGGAACCCCAUGGGUGGCUUCUGCGAGAAGCUCCUGCCAAGUGACCGCUGGCAGUGGAGUGACGUGAGUGGGCUCCAACACCGGCCGCUGGAUGGGGUGGCGCUACCCUCGCCACACUGGGAGUGGGAGUCAGACUGGUACGUGGAUGAGAAUUUUGGAGGGGAACCCACCGAAAAAGGGGGGUGGACGUAUGCCAUUGACUUUCCCGCCACCUACACGAGAGACAAGAAAUGGAAUUCGUGCGUGCGGCGACGGAAGUGGAUCCGGUACAGGAGAUACAAGUCCCGGGACACCUGGGCCAAGAUCCCCUCAAAGGAUGACCCCAAGGAACUCCCUGACCCCUUUAAUGACCUCUCUGUCGGGGGAUGGGAGAUUACAGAGGAGCCUGUGGGCCGCCUGUCAGUCUGGGCUGUGUCUCUGCAGGGAAAGGUGUGGUACCGAGAGGAUGUCAGCCACUCCAACCCGGAAGGCUCCUUGUGGUCCCUGGUGGACACCCCCGGGGAGGUGGUCCAGAUCAGCUGUGGGCCCCAUGACCUCCUGUGGGCCACCCUCUGGGAGGGGCAGGCCCUGGUCCGGGAAGGAAUCAACAGGAACAGUCCCAAAGGAAGUUUCUGGUCCAUAGUGGAGCCUCCUGGGUCUGAAAAUGGGAUCAUGCACAUCUCCGUGGGCGUCGGCGUGGUCUGGGCUGUCACUAAAGACCGGAAAGUAUGGUUCCGAAGGGGUGUCAACUCUCACAAUCCCUGUGGCACCAGCUGGAUCGAGAUGGUUGGCGAGAUGGUCAUGGUGAACGUGGGGCUCAAUGACCAGGUCUGGGGCAUCAGCUGUGAGGACCGAGCUGUGUACUUCCGGCAGGGCGUCACCCCCAGUGAGCUCAGUGGGAAGACAUGGAAGGCUAUUGUUGCCACCCGAGAGUGUGACCGGUCCCACUCUGGCAGCUCGUCAAGCCUCCUCAGUGCUGGCUGCUUCUUUGGUGAUGAAGUGAGGGCCAGUAGUGACUCUGCAUCCCACGACACUGACGUUUCUUCAGAAGUUGAGAGACGGGACCCCGAACAGCCUCUCCCUAAGGAGUCUUUGGACAAUCCCCAGAACCCCAAUGAGAGCUCAGCCUUGGACCCUGGGGCCAGCAGGACUGCAGAGUGUGAUGUGGAGAAUGCCUGCCCAGUGGUGGGCAGAGGGGAGCCCACUCAGGCCACUGGUCCCAGUGGGCGCCCAGCUGAGCUGCCCUGGACUAACAUUGACCUGAAGGAGCCCAAGAAGGCUCCCAACCACUCAGCUGCUGGCCUCCCUGAACCCACGGGCCUCGCCUCCGUGGGGCUCUUCACCCUGGGCUUGGAGGAGCCCUAUGGGGCGGAUGACCACCUGCUAUGGGCCUGGGUGUCAGGAGGUGGCUGCGCAGUGGAGGCAGGCUCCGUGCUCAAGUGGUUCACUGUCCAGUCUGGCCUGUCUCCCUCAGUGCAGACGCUGUCCCUGUCCAUCACGCCAGCACAAACCGCCGCCUGGAGGAAGCAGAUCUUCCAGCAGCUCACAGAAAGGACCAAGCGGGAGCUGGAGAACUUCCGGCAUUACGAGCAGGCCGUGGAGCAGUCAGUGUGGGUGAAGACCGGGGCCCUGCAGUGGUGGUGUGACUGGAAGCCCCACAAGUGGGUGGACGUCCGCGUGGCCCUGGAGCAGUUCACGGGGCAUGACGGGGCUCGAGACAGCAUCCUCUUCAUCUACUACGUGGUCCAUGAGGAGAAGAAGUACCUUCAUGUGUUCCUCAAUGAGGUGACAGUGCUGGUCCCAGUGCUCAAUGAGGCCAAGCACUCCUUUGCCCUAUAUACUCCUGAGAGGACACGGCAGAGGUGGCCCGUGCGCCUGGCUGCUGCCACCGAGCAGGACAUGAAUGACUGGCUCGCCCUGCUCAGCCUGUCCUGCUGUGAGAGCCGGAGGGUCCAAGGCCGCCCAUCCCCACAGGCCAUCUGGUCCAUUACCUGCAAGGGAGACAUCUUUGUGAGUGAGCCCAGCCCAGACCUGGAGGCCCAUGAGCACCUGCUGCCUUGUGACCAGAUGUUCUGGAGGCAGAUGGGAGGCCACCUGCGGGUGGUGGAGGCCAACAGCCGCGGCGUGGUGUGGGGCAUCGGCUACGACCAUACAGCCUGGGUGUACACAGGUGGCUACGGUGGAGGCUGCUUCCAAGGCCUGGCCAGCAGCACCAGCAACAUCUACACACAGUCGGACGUGAAGAGUGUCUACAUCUACGAGAACCAGCGCUGGAACCCCGUCACGGGCUACACCAGCAGGGGUCUGCCCACCGACCGGUAUAUGUGGAGUGACGCUACGGGGCUACAGGAAUGCACCAAGGCUGGCACAAAGCCCCCGUCCCUGCAGUGGACCUGGGUUUCCGACUGGUAUGUGGACUUCAGCAUAACGGGAGGCACUGACCAGGAGGGAUGGCAGUACGCCAGUGACUUCCCUGCCUCAUACCAUGGGUACAAAACCAUGAAGGAUUUUGUCAGGAGAAGGUGCUGGGCCAGGGAACCUGUGGUUCCGCGGAGGGAUCACACCCAGUUACCCGCAGGGCUCCAGCUGGGAGCAUGUGUCCAACAACGUGCGCAGAGUGUCCGUGGGGCCCCUGGACCAGGUCUGGGUCAUCGCCAACAAAGUCCAGGGCAGCCAUGGGCUGAGCCGGGGGACGGUGUGUCACCGCACAGGCGUGCAGCCCCGAGAGCCCAAGGGGCAGGGCUGGGACUACGGCAUCGGGGGAGGCUGGGACCACAUAUCUGUCCGGGCCAAUGCCACCAAGGCCAUCCGGAGCGUGUCCCAGGAGCAGGAGGCCCACGGCCCUGUCUGCUGCUGAGGCUGCCGCCCAGUCACCUGGAGGCUGGGAUGGUGACAGGCUUGAGGAUCAGGCUUGAGCCCUUCUGUGCUGAAGAGUGCCCCGCGAGAAGACAUCGUCAGGACGACUCAGGAGGGCACCUGGCGGGUCGUGGCCCCUUCAGAGGCGCAGGCUGAAGUGCCAGGGUGUGAAGCCCACACGUGUCCCCCGUCUGCCAGGAGAGCUGUGGCGCGGGGAGGGGCCCUGGGCCCCCGCCUGUCCCAUCUGCUCCUUGCCCUGCGCUGUCCACCUGCCCAGGCCCUGAGCCUGGAGCUCGGAGCUCACCAGGAACUCUGGCCCUGGGAGCAGAGCCAGGGAGGAACCCUUCUGAGCCAGGUGCCCCAGAUGGCAUCUGGGCCCUGCCCUGCCCCAAGAGAAAUGGCUGCAGGGCUCUGGACCCCCUGCCACGGGCUGUGGUCAUUCUUCAGAGCAGGGUUUAGAAGCAGAUCUAGUUUGGAAAGUGAAACAGAGGUGGUGAGCUGGAGAUGAAUGCUCAAGUGGAGGGCCUUCCCCAGGUGAGCUGGGCCUGCUGGGUGCAUGGAGAUGUGCCCAAGUGCGGUCACCUCAAGAACCUUCCAUGGUCGGGGAGGCCCCUCAUAUGGAGGAUCUGGGAUCCUGUUGCAGGGUGGCCAGGUAGAGGGGAGCAGUGUCCUGGGCCCCCCAACAUUGUGGGAGGCAAGACUGCUGUGGGCAGGGUAUGGACAGGAUCCCCCCAGCUGUCCUGCCCCCAGGACAGGGAGAAGGUGCCUUCCGCCCUGAUGUGAGAGCCCUGCUGUGCCAGGCCAGGAGAAGUGCUUAGCCAGUGGCCCUUGCCCUGGGUAGCCUCCGUGCUGCCGGCUGCCCCUGUGUGCCCCUUAGGCGAUGUCUCCAGUCACUUCCUACAGCUGGACACUGUGCGUGGGAGGUGACCAGAGCCAUGUCCUGUCCACGCGCCUUCUGAGGUGGCUUGAGUAGCCGGGCUCCUGACUGGCUCCCCGUCUGUCUGUCUGUGGUCAGGAGGGGUCGGCUCUGCAGUCAUCUGGGAUUCCAGUUUGCUGUGGAGGGUUUGUCACCAGAAGCCGACCCUAAGCAUGGUCUUCUUGGGGGGGGCUCCUUGGGGGAUCCCCUCCCACAUGCAUUCGAGGACCUGGUGUUCACAGUUCCUGGAGGUGGGGACCUGGUGAGCCUGGGUAUGGCGCCCAGGGGAACGAUGGAGUGGCCCUGGGCUGACCCUCCGCUUGUCUCCAUGUUGGGCCUGAGUGGGCAUCGUGGUUUGUUCCCCCCAAUGUGACAUGUAUGUUUCUGCUGUGACUUGCUGUCUGUAGGUGGCUCUCAGCGAGGCACUGGGUGUCACUCUGCCCCCUCUCCAGAGUGACAUGGCCUCUUGCUGCUCAGCACCAACGGUUCACCUGCUCAGCAUCACUGUCUUGAUCCCUGGGAUGCUUUAUUCAGUAAAAACUCGCACCACUGUCAA